AUGCAACAGGGAGAUUACAAUCCGUACUAUCACAACCAGUACUCUCAAUUUCAAAACCCUACCCCAAAUCCUAUUCCUAACCCCAAUCCCAAUCCCUCUCCGCCGGCGCCAAUAGCCGCUGCCCCCACCGAUCUUUCUCGGAACACGUACGCAUCAGCGCCACCGUUCACAGGCGGUUACGGUUCGAACGAUUACUCUAACUAUUCACAGAAUUACACUCCGUAUGGGCAAAACUCUUCUGAUCAUGUCCCUCCUUCAGCUCCUUCCUUCACUCCACCAUCACAACCGCCUCCUCCUUCUCCUCCGUCCGUAAACCCUAAUUCAUAUUCUAAUUUCAACCAACCGCCUCCGCCCACGAAUCAUCCACCACCUCUAUCAUCUUACGGAUCAUUUGAUUCUACCGCACCGUAUCAGCAAUCCACCACCACGCAACCGACGUAUUACUCACCGUAUGAUCAGCAUCAGACCACUGGCUAUUCUCAUGCGCCUCCUCCUUCAUCUGCGCCUGCGCCUUCUCCGAAUCCUAAUCCUGCGCCUUACUCAUCAUCCUUGUACUCUGCACCUCCUUACACUGGUGGAGGAUCAUCCGUACCUCCUUCGUACGAGAAACCGUACGACAAGCCUGUGAAGUUUGAUCAAUCUGGUUAUGGCGGUUACGAGCGGAGCAGAUCAGAUUUAGGAUCUGAUUUAUAUGGGAAACGAUCUGAUAGCGGAGGUUAUCCCUCUUUUGAUGAUUCUUCAUAUGGCGAUGGCGUAUAUGCUUAUGAAGGAGGCAAAGUUGAGCCAUACGGUUCUCGUGGAACUGCACCGAAAUCGUCCAAUUCGACAUUGUUCGAUGAUUAUGGACGAUCCAUUAGCUUCUCAUCAGGGAGAGAGUCCUCUGUUAGCUCGAAUUCUGCUAAGAUCGUGAGAGCUGUCCCCAAGGCUGAUGUACAGGAAGAUUCCACUGGUGGUGUUCAGAAGUUUCGUGUCAAAUUGUUGGCUGAGACUUACGGACAAACCACAACAGAUGUUCUUUGCCAGACUCCGUACUCGUAUUACUACAAGUUGAAUGGAUCAUAA
Molecule: messenger RNA, 1062 nt
Organism: Camelina sativa (false flax)
Lineage: Eukaryota; Viridiplantae; Streptophyta; Magnoliopsida; Brassicales; Brassicaceae
Source: RefSeq, a predicted model, not a curated record